AUGGUUGGUGUGAGUUAUGAGUUCUUAGUGAUGGCUUCACCUUCGGCCAUUAGAAAUUAUCCUCCACGCUUGUAUGAGGCUGGAAAAACUCCAAUGAAGAACAUAAGCAUGAAUCACAGCUGUCACUUGUUGAAUCUUCAUAUGGUUGAAGAAGCUGUUGGUGUAGAUGCUUGGGAUGUGUUGAAGGAAUCUGAUGUUGGAGUGAUCAUCAAGGCUGAAGGAGUUGGAUUGCACUUCCUCAGUGGGCAGAAAGAAGACGACAAAGAAGGUAAAAUGUAA
Messenger RNA from Eruca vesicaria subsp. sativa (arugula), 279 nucleotides. NCBI's taxonomy places the organism in Eukaryota, Viridiplantae, Streptophyta, Magnoliopsida, Brassicales, Brassicaceae. The record is from the annotation of a GenBank genome assembly.